Coffea arabica (coffee) is the source of this 715-nucleotide messenger RNA. RefSeq lists its product as uncharacterized. Lineage: Eukaryota; Viridiplantae; Streptophyta; Magnoliopsida; Gentianales; Rubiaceae. The record is from RefSeq and is a predicted model, not a curated record.
CAUCAGCCCAACCCAUGUCGAGAAAUGUACAGGACGUCGUCGUCUAGCAGUUCAACAGGUUGAAAAUCUCCUCCUCUUUCGCUUUCCGUAGAGAACGGACAGAAACACAACAGCUUCAAGAAGAUGAAAGGGUACGCAUGGGCUGUUUCAGCUGGAUUCAAUGCUGCUCUUGCUGCCAUUGCUGCCAAGCACUUUUCUUCCCAGCUUGUUAGGUAUGGCCUGGUCAUACUAUUGAAUGCUUUAAUGUGGGGAUGUUAUGUAAAUAGCCUAAAAGCUCUAUCAUCUCUCCAAGCUACCGUUACAAACUUUGCAACGAACUUUCUCUCUUCUGGAUUGGCUGGAUUCUUCCUCUUCAAAGAGGUGCUGCCAUUUCAGUGGUUCGCCGGUGCGACGAUUAUUGUACUCGGUGUGAUAGUUCUCAGCAAGUCAAGCAAAGAGGGAAAAAUGCACACCGACUAGAAAAGCUGGGAGAUGGGACUGUAUUAGAUUCAGCAGUUUUGUAUUCCUUUGUCGUUGAUCAUUGUGGCAUCCAAUUGGCCGGUACAGCUCCAUAAGCUAGGCUAAAACUUCGGCUGCCUUAAUCUUUUUACUGAACAUCUCUGUUCUUGUAUGUCCGGAGAAACAUAACCAUAGGCCAGCAUAUUGUUCAUCUAAUCCAUACAUACAGAAUGUACAUUUGAUCAUCAUAAAUAUAGACAAGUAGUUUCUACUGAUA